Striga hermonthica is the source of this 693-nucleotide messenger RNA. The record is from the annotation of a GenBank genome assembly. Lineage: Eukaryota; Viridiplantae; Streptophyta; Magnoliopsida; Lamiales; Orobanchaceae.
AUGGGCAGAAGAUACAGCAGAAGCCCGUCUCCAAGGGGUUAUAGUAGGAGAUACAGAAGCCCGUCUCCGAGGGGCUAUAGUAGGAGGUACAGAAGCCCAAGCCCAAGCCCGAGGGGCCGAUAUAGAAGUCGUGGGAGAGACCUUCCGACCAGCUUGUUGGUUCGUAAUCUUCACCUUGAUUGCAGGGUUGAAGAUCUUCGUGGACCAUUUGGUGAGUUUGGUGAACUCAAGGACGUCUACCUACCGCGUGACUACUACACAGGGGAGCCUCGUGGCUUUGGUUUUGUGCAAUAUGUUGACCCUGAUGAUGCUGCUGAGGCAAAGUAUCAGAUGAAUGGUCAGAUUCUUCUGGGACGAGAGUUGACUGUUGUAUUUGCCGAGGAGAACAGAAAGAAACCUUCAGAGAUGAGGGCACGAGAACGUAUAAGAAGGAGGUCGUCUCCAAUUGGUCGCUCUCGUUCACCUCGUUAUGGACGUUCGUAUUCUCGUUCACCACGCUAUGGCCGAACUUACUCACGAAGCCCUAGUUAUUGUUCUCCCUCUCCUAGGAGAAGACGUUACUCAAGAUCUGUUUCACCUCGAGAUGGGAGGUACAGAGAGAGGUCUUACUCAAGGUCAUCGUAUGGGUCAAGGAGCCGAAGCCGAAGUCGAAGCCCAAUCAGGAGCUAUAGCCAAAGCCCUGAAGGCUAUUGA